AUGAACGCGGGUGCCGCCUCCGCUAUUGCGGUAAAUCAACAUGGUCUCUCAUUUCUUCAGUCGAAACCACAGAAGUGGGACGUUGAUGUAUUCAUAAAUGAGUUUCAGGCUGUUGUUACAUCGCUUACGACCGAAGCAGUUGAGUUCGACAUGAUUAACGUCGAUUGCACGUUUGCCAAUGCACUUCGUCGGAUUCUGAUCGCUGAAGUCCCUUCAUUCGCGAUUGAUCGUGUCUAUCUGCACCAAAAUACUUCAGUUAUUGCUGACGAAACAUUCUGUCAUCGGUUAGGUUUGGUGCCCUUAAAUGUAGACGCUGAGCUGAUGGGUUUUUCCAACAACGAGCUCCCCGUGUCCGAUGAUUUGGAUGCAUUUGACCCAAACUGUCACCUAAUAUUCGACUUAGAUGUGAAGGCCGAGCGUCCUGUGGUAAUGGGUGAUGGUGAUGGUCUAUCGAAGGACAGUUUCCAGUCGGUCCCGUUAUAUAGUUCAAGUCUCAAGUGGGUACCGCUGCCUGGCCAGGAGGAUAACUUCAGGGCAGAUUGUACACGUCAACCAGGACCUAUCAAUGGCAAGAUUCUGCUUAACAAACUUGCUGUUGGUGACGAAAUUCAAGCCCGGUGUCUUGCUGUGAAGGGUGUUGGUCGUGAUCAUGCGAAAUUUUCUCCCGUCUCAGCAGCUUUCUACAAGCUACUACCAUCAAUUGAAAUACGCGGAACUGUAAGGGGUGAACUGGCAAAAAAACUUCAGAGAAGUUUCGCCAAAGGUGUCAUUAAUGUAAGGAUUUGCCUCCACUUUUGUCUUUUUCAUCAGGUAGAUCCUCGAACGCAAAUCGCAACAGUUGCGGACCCCCGUUUGGACAACGGAUCUCGUGAACACCUUAGACACCCCGAACUAGCUGAUCUUGUUCACGUUUUUCUUAACCCACGUCACUUCAUUUUUACGGUUGAGACCAUCGCCCCCAUCUAUCGCCCGCCAGACGUGCUUGUCAAGUACGCCAUCGAUGUGAUGCUUUCGAAAUGCGCCCACUAUCUCGCAAUCGUAGAAAGGCCUGAUUUUUCAGUCGGUCUACCAAGCUGUCCUGAUGUCGAUGUUUCCUUGGCAGACAUUGGUAAUGAGGAAACUAGAAGGACAACACUGAAUGGUCGUGUUGUUGGGUUGGAUGUUUUAUUUGUCUCCCCUGAUCUUCGAAGAGGAACAUUCCGCUUUACUGGUGAAGACCACACUCUUGGAGCUGCCCUUCGGUAUUGCAUUCUCCGCAGUGAAACAGUCAAGCUUUGUGGAUAUUGUCAGCCUCAUCCAUUGGAAGAUACAAUAACCUUCGAAAUCCAAAGUAGAGGCGAACCAGCUGUGGCAGUGCUCAGGAACGGCCUAUACUGUCUUCGGGCGUGUUUUGAACACAUAAAGCGCAAGUUCAAAUCAGCCGUGAAAAAAGUACAGCGACAGAAUCCAAAAUCAACGUCUUCCGAUUGA
Mesocestoides corti is the source of this 1470-nucleotide messenger RNA. The record is from the annotation of a GenBank genome assembly. NCBI's taxonomy places the organism in Eukaryota, Metazoa, Platyhelminthes, Cestoda, Cyclophyllidea, Mesocestoididae.